This is a messenger RNA of Trichomonas vaginalis G3, 2487 nucleotides long. RefSeq names its product gamete generation protein family. Gene Ontology annotation, biological process: mRNA catabolic process. Gene Ontology annotation, molecular function: nuclease activity; RNA binding. The transcript has a single exon. The record is from RefSeq and is a predicted model, not a curated record. Gene Ontology annotation, cellular component: nucleus; cytosol. NCBI's taxonomy places the organism in Eukaryota, Parabasalia, Trichomonadida, Trichomonadidae. Bases 1 to 2487 code for a protein of 828 amino acids.
AUGUCUUCUCAACUUAAAGGUAUUGUUGCAGGCAUCCUUUCAGGCGAUUCUCUCAUCGUUCGCUUCGUUGACAACGUCCAAACACAAGUUAUUUGUUUAGAGCAUUUAGUUGCUCCAAAAUUCGGACGUUCUGACGGAACCUUCCCAGAUGAACCACACGGAUAUGCAUCAUGGGAGUAUCUCCGUGAUCUCUGCAUCGGAAAACGCGUUAUUGUCCAUUCAAAUAAUCCAUCAAACCAAACAAGAACACAUCCAGCCUUCGGUCCUCUUACUGUCACAUUUACAAAAAUUGAAUUAUACGAAACACAGGAAGACAUCGGCAUUUUGGCUUGCCAAAACGGCUGGGCCAAACUCCGCGAAACAAAAUCAGUUUAUCCAAAGCACGCUAGUUAUAUUGCAGAACUUACAAAGGCUCAGGAAGCGGCCCAGGCUGCCAAAAGAGGCAUCUGGUCAGAAACACCAGGCUUCGUUCGCCAACUUCCACAAAAGCCAAACGUUGAGCAAAUUCUUACCACACGCGAAUUCGAUUGCAACAUUGAUGGUAUCAAAGCCGCUACAAUUCUUUCAGUUUUCCUUCUUCCAAAUCAUGAAAACAUUUAUCUUAAUCUCGCUGGUUGCAAGGUCUGCUACUUCAAGGAAGAUGAUCCUAUCCGUGAAGAGAGCAAGAAAGACUCCAUCAACAAGUUCUUAAACCGUAAACUUCGCAUCCGUAUCACUUCUUACCUCGAAAGCAAUUUCCAGAGCUACCAGAACCAGGCAAAUGAAAUUCCUUCAUUCGUCGGAUGCAUUAUCACUCCAAAGAUGGACCUCGCUGUUGCAGAUUCCAUCAAGAAAGGUUACGCCACAUUCUACAAGAAGACAGCUGACCAAUGCCUCGAUCCAAACCUCUACAUCCACAGACAGCUUCUCGCUCAGAAGGAGAAGGCAGGUUUCUGGGCAAAGAACGAACCACAGUCACGCAUCAACACAAAUCUCCAACAGAUGAAUGGUAUUGUUACAUCUGUCCGCGGCUCAUCCGGUCUCUACGUUCUCGUUGAAGGCCAGCGCAAGGUCAUCUACUUCAACGACAUCCACGUUCCUCGCUUCUCUACAACAGUUGGCUGCGAGUCAAAUGGUUUCGAAGCACGUGAAUUCCUCCGCCAGAACUACCGCCAGAAGUACUUCACAAUCGAGAUCGAGGCCCAGUUUGAGGACCAUCUCUACGGCACAAUCUCGAUGAAGGGAAAGUCCAUCAACGAAGAUCUCGUCGAGAAAGGUCUUGCCACAGUUGACAAGGAUCCAGUCUGCGGCGUUCCAUCAUCCAAGCACGCUGCGUUAGUUGCAGCAGAAGAGCGCGCAAAGGCCGCCCACGUCGGUGUCCACGCCUCCGUCACACCAGAUCCAUUCAAGUUCACAGACCUCACAUACACAAAGAACCUCAACGACAAACUCAAUGAGUACAAGGGCCACCGCUUCCACUGCAUCAUUGAGCACAUUCUCUCCACAACAAGGUACACAGUCUUGCUGACAGAGGAGAAAGUCCUCAUCAGAGUUGCUCUCAACGGAUUGCUUCCAAUUGCACCAAACGACCAUUUCGGCCACGAUGCAAAGGCAUUCUGCAUGGACAACUUCCUCAACACAGAGGCAGAGAUCGAAAUCCUCUCUCUCGAUGAGCACACAGGAACAUUUUACGUCAACAUGUACGACUCAGAGAAGAAGAACAUCGCAGCGAAGAUCCUCAUGCGCGGUUACUCAGAGAUCCGUCCAAAGAUUCUCAAGUCAAACGAGGAGAAGAUCCCACAGGAAUUGAUCGACGCACAGGACAAGGGCAAGUCAUUCAACGAAGGUCUCUGGCAGGACAAGACACGCCAUCUCCAGGACUUGCAGAUGGGCACUGUCUACCCAGUCAGCGUCGUCUGCGUCUCAACACCAACAAACAUCGUCAUCCAGCACAACGGUGAAGCACUCAAGACAAUCGCAAAGGAACUCGCAGACAUGAAGCUCGAUGAGAGCCGCUUCACAGAGAUCCCACUCAAGAACGACUGCCUCGUCUAUCACGUCAAGAACCAGUCAUUCAGAGUCAGGAUCGAACAGAUCAACCAGAACGAGAAGACAGCUACAGUAAGACUCAUUGACUACUGCACAUCGACAGAAGCUAAGUUCGACGACCUCUACAAACUUCCUCCAAACCUUUACACCAUUCCACCUCAGGGACGCCAGGUUGUACUUGCCGGCCUGCAGGAGGUUCCAAAGUCACCAGAGAAGACAAAGGAAGACACAAGGUUCAUCUACGAGCUCAUCCAGAACGCUUGCCUCUACAUGCACCUCGUCAGCGAUAAGGAUAACGAUCCAUCAGUCAUCCUUCUCGACAGAGAGAAAAUGGAGGAGGCCGGUUCACUCAGCCAGGUCAUCAUCCAGAAGAGAAUGGCUACAUACCAGGAGGUUCCUAAUCUCCCACCUCAGUUCAAUAAUAUUUUCGAAAUACUUAAGAAUGUCAAACCAGAAUAA